AUGGAACAUCAGGAAGAAUUGCAAGAUGGAAGAAGGAGGACAUUGACUCACGUACAGGCAUACUGUCAUGAACGACAACAACCACAGCAACAGCAGCAACAGCAGCUUCUACAGCAGCCAGGAGGAAGUAUGCUUCCACGAGCAUACGUUUAUGCUUAUCCUCCGCCGGCACCGCCGCCUUCUUCAUCCUUCUUGAAGCGCUCUCACUCUCUGCCCACUAUUUCAACGACAUUUGCAGUACCCCCUUUAUCCGCCCCGAGAUCUGGAUAUCCUUUUGCUCCUAUGCAGAGAACGGAUGUUGAGUGGAGGUUUGUGAAUCAAACGUCUGCCUCGUUUCAGGACACGCAUCAUCAAGAGAGUCUUGUGUGGCCGGUCUAUUCAAGUGCAAGAACACUUGGUGUUGGAUGGGGCGGGGUGCCGCCUACGGUUUCGGGGGAACGAAUCCAAAAUGAGUACUUUGGAAGAUAUCCUGUUGGAGAGUACGAGGAAGCGACUCCCGGCGAACAAGUAAAGAAAGAGUGCUCUGGACAGUACUCUGUCCAUUCGGAUUCUACGACUCAUAUACGCUACAGUGGAAAUCUCCCUAGGGAAGUCCCGCGGGACCAGGUUGCGGAUCCUUCUGAAGACGCCCCUGAGGAGAGGGAAUUUAUAGAAGAAUAUCCAUUGCAUCCGGAUUCUCCACCUCACAUGAGAGGCUCAUCACCACCACCAGCACCAAUAGCGUCUGCAAGUCCCACUAAUUCAACUUCAAGCUCAAAUUCUAAAGAUACCGAAACACCUGUACGGUCAUCCCCCACGACUCGGGACGAAGUAUUGGCUUCCCUCGCCAAGAAGCGCUACGCUUGCACCUGGGAAGGCUGUGAAAAGACGUUUUCCACCAGCGGACAUUUGUCCAGACACAAUCGCAUUCAUUUGAAUUUAAGACCAUAUAUCUGUCCUAUGGAUGGCUGUGGAAUGGCGUUUACGAGGCAGGAUAAUAUGCGGGCGGUGAGCUGA
Messenger RNA from Spizellomyces punctatus DAOM BR117, 996 nucleotides. RefSeq lists its product as uncharacterized. Gene Ontology annotation, molecular function: DNA-binding transcription factor activity, RNA polymerase II-specific; RNA polymerase II cis-regulatory region sequence-specific DNA binding. The record is from RefSeq and is a predicted model, not a curated record. Lineage: Eukaryota; Fungi; Chytridiomycota; Chytridiomycetes; Spizellomycetales; Spizellomycetaceae. Bases 1 to 996 code for a protein of 331 amino acids. The transcript has a single exon. Gene Ontology annotation, biological process: regulation of transcription by RNA polymerase II.